This is a messenger RNA of Mesocricetus auratus (golden hamster), 3240 nucleotides long. RefSeq names its product glycerol-3-phosphate acyltransferase 3 (gene Gpat3). The transcript is spliced from 12 exons. Lineage: Eukaryota; Metazoa; Chordata; Mammalia; Rodentia; Cricetidae. Bases 579 to 1895 code for a protein of 438 amino acids. Gene Ontology annotation, molecular function: glycerol-3-phosphate O-acyltransferase activity. Gene Ontology annotation, biological process: triglyceride biosynthetic process. Gene Ontology annotation, cellular component: endoplasmic reticulum. The record is from RefSeq and is a predicted model, not a curated record.
CCGUUGGGUGGUGAGGGGGGUGGGGCAAGGGCAGAGUGCAGUAAAAGGGCUCCUCGGCACCCGAAAGCAAGCCACCGGUUACCCGCAUUGCCCGCAGCCUACGCAGAGGUGCAGGGAACCUGCAGGGAUCCUCACUGCCCGAGGGCCUGGGUGAGUCACCGCCAGGUUGUCGCAAUCGCUGUCCGGAGGAAAUCAGGCCCGGGGUGGGGCGCGUUCCUGGUUGCCUCCGUGAGCUCUGACCGCACCAGGGUGUCCCCUGGAUCGCCGACUGCUGGGUCUUCUCGUCUGCUCCCUCUGCGGUGGCCACUGCUUGGCCUGGGCCUCUCGGGGAGAGUUAGCCUUCGGGGACAACAGGGACCCCAGAGGAGGAGGGAAGGAGACCGCCGUAGUUCUGAGAGUUCUCCCUCCCCUUCGCCCCGCAGAGGUGAAGGGAGUGAGGCGGGCGUCGCUGAGUCCCCGGAGCCCGGCUCCGGGUCGGACGCUGUGUUUUCGGAGCUGUGCGGGACUGCUUGGGACUUGGGAAUCCCUCUACUGCGCUCAGAUCUCCUGGGGACCCCUCCCCGAGGGCGUGCCGAGACAUGGAGGGCGCAGACCUGGCCUUGAAGCUCCUGUCCACCUGGCUGACGCUGGUGGUCGGCCUCAUCGUGCUGCCCUCGGCCUUCGGAUUAUCUCUAGGCAUCUCGGAGCUCUACAUGAAGAUCCUGGUGAAAACCUUGGAGUGGGCCACAUUGCGAAUUGAAAAAGGAGCCCCAAAGGAGUCGGUUCUUAAAAACUCAGCUUCUGUGGGUAUUAUCCAAAGAGAUGAGUCACCCAUGGAAAAAGGGCUCUCUGGUCUUCGAGGAAGGGACUUCGAGCUCUCUGACGCAUUUUAUUUCUCCAAGAAGGGAUUGGAAGCCAUUGUGGAGGAUGAAGUGACCCAGAGGUUCUCCUCUGAGGAGCUAGUGUCAUGGAACCUCCUCACAAGAACCAAUAUCAACUUUCAGUACAUCAGUCCAAAGCUCACUCUGGUGUGGGUGCUGGGUGUGCUAAUACGCUAUUGCUUUCUGCUACCACUGAGGGUUACUCUGGCUUUCAUUGGGAUCAGUUUGCUGAUUAUAGGAACUACACUGGUGGGACAGCUUCCAGACAGCAGCAUCAAGAACUGCCUGAGUGAGCUGGUCCACCUGACCUGCUGCAGGGUCUGUGUCCGGUCCCUCUCUGGCACCAUUCAUUAUCAUAACAAGCAGUACAGACCCCAGAAGGGAGGCAUUUGUGUCGCCAAUCAUACAUCCCCCAUCGAUGUCUUAAUCUUGACAACAGAUGGAUGUUACGCCAUGGUUGGACAGGUUCAUGGUGGAUUGAUGGGGAUCAUUCAGAGAGCCAUGGUUAAGGCUUGUCCACACGUCUGGUUUGAGCGCUCAGAAAUGAAGGACCGACACCUGGUGACAAAGAGAUUGAGAGAACACGUCGCUGAUAAGAAAAAGUUGCCCAUAUUAAUCUUCCCGGAAGGUACCUGCAUCAACAAUACUUCCGUCAUGAUGUUUAAAAAGGGAAGCUUUGAAAUCGGAGGGACCAUAUAUCCAGUGGCAAUAAAGUAUAACCCCCAGUUUGGUGAUGCGUUCUGGAACAGUAGCAAAUAUGGCAUGGUGAGCUACUUGCUUCGAAUAAUGACCAGCUGGGCCAUCGUCUGCGAUGUGUGGUACAUGCCUCCCAUGACCAGAGAGGAAGGAGAAGAUGCAGUUCAGUUUGCAAACAGGGUUAAAUCUGCUAUUGCUGUACAAGGAGGAUUGACUGAACUUCCUUGGGAUGGAGGGCUGAAGAGAGCAAAGGUGAAGGACACCUUUAAGGAAGAACAACAGAAGAAUUACAGCAAGAUGAUCGUGGGCAACGGAUCUCCCAACUUGGAACUGGACUAACCUGCCGUGGUUGAACACGACUUCCCAGAGCCGGGCUUUUGAAGUGAAGUUUUAUAACGUCGUUUCGUUGUACUGUCUUUCGCUGGUUUAUCACUAAUCUUUUCUACUGGAUGAUUGUCUCUACCUCUUCACACCAGAGGCAGGACCUACAGGUGCCCUUUUGUGACAUUUUUGUUGCAGUGUGGGCUCAAUGAACGGUAUGGUCGAUUCUUGAGUGGAAACAGAUUCUGCCUUUUGUAAAAUGACGUGUCAUUGAUGAUUGAAUGAAAUAUUUGUAUGUAAAGUGCUUCUAGAGUGUGUUUGGAACUUGUUAAUAAGGUAUUUCUCGAAAACAACUCCAAACUCUGUGGUUUGAUCUCCUUCUCCCCUUAAUCUUUUAUUAUUAUUGUCGUUAUUUUUUAUUUUUUUGAGACAGAGCCUUAUUUUUAUAGCCCAGGCUGGCUUCAAACUCACUACGUAGCCAAGACUGACUGGGAACUCUUGACUAUCCUGGCUCCACUUCCCAAGUGGAUUGCAGGCCUGUACCAUCACAUCUAGCUGUGGGAUGACACCACAGGGUGUUCCCAUUAAGGCCACAACCAUGGUUACAUUCUGCUAUACGGUGGAGAGAAAAAUGGAGGACUGUUUUUAGGGAAAAGGGCAACUUUGUGGUCAUCUGAUCUGAAGAGAGAUUGAUUAGAUUCACUUCAGGAGCCUGUAGGAGCAGGGUUUGUUCCCACAACACAUUUCAUCCAGCCAUCGUGGGAAAUACACGCCUAGCUUUUCUUGUUUCUAUACUAGAUCUCCCUUGUCUUUUGUUUUGUUUUGUGUUGUUGUUUGUUUGUUUGUUUUCCGAGACAGGGUAUCUCUGUGGCUUUGGUGCUGUCCUGGAACUAGCUCUUGUAUACCAGGCUGGCCUCGAACUCACAGAGAUCCGCCUGCCUCUGCCUCCCAAGUGCUGUUAUUAAAGGCGUGGGCUACCACCGCCUGGCUUGUUUUGUUUUUUUGUAACAAGACGUGUUUUUCAAAGGGAAGAAGUCUUUGGAAAAACAAUGACACUAUCUUGAGUAUGAAGGAGUGAGUGUUUGUGGAACUUGCCUCCUGUCCCCCACCAACCUCAUUGUAGUGGUUUAGCCCCAAACUUUCCGAGCCUUCUAAGCAGAAACCUAAGUGGUAUGAUUACCUUUUGGAAACUGAGCCUUAACAUGUUUAAAGGGGAAACGAGCAUUCUCCGAGCCCAAUAGCAUUAGCAAUAUCUGAUAGCAAUGAAAUUCUGCUGUGAGCUCUUGAGGCUAUUAGCUUAAGAGUGACCCUGUACAGAAAGUGAACUGUCUUACUGACUAUGAAUAAAUUUUAUAUUUUUAAA